Molecule: messenger RNA, 1050 nt
Organism: Mesocestoides corti
Lineage: Eukaryota; Metazoa; Platyhelminthes; Cestoda; Cyclophyllidea; Mesocestoididae
Source: the annotation of a GenBank genome assembly
GCUGGAAUAAGAAGUAGCUUCGCUUUUGCACACAUUUAUUUGAAUGUUGCUAGUUGGGAUGAGUGGGUUACGGAUGCUCGUAUGUUCAAAUACGACGAGGCCGGUCUACGAAAGCAGAAGGAGCUAGAGAAGUUAGCCAAAUCUGGCAAAAAGCUCAAAGUGUUGCGAAAAUCGGACUUAAAAAAGCAAUCUUACCCACCUCCGGAAGUUAUUGAUCAAAUUGGCAAGGUUCCUCAAUCAGCAGACGAGGCUAGUGGUGAGUCCUCCCAUUUUAACUGCCAGGGCCCAGAGAGCCCCAAGACUGCGACCGGCGUAGUCGACGACGCCGAGGUGCGGAGUCAAACUGACGCCACCGAGACCGAGUCGCAGAAGCUCGGCCCGCCUCCGAGGUCGGAGGAACCAGCGCAACCCCCCAAAUCGCAUCCACCGGCCAGCGGUCGCAAACGGAAGGGACGUGGGGCUGCUCAAAUCACCGGUGAAACGGACGAAGGUCUUUUGAAGCGACCGCGAAUCAAUGUAGUCUUCCCUGACGCCCUCCGAGCCUGGCUUGUGGAUGACUGGGAUCUAACCACGAAACAAUCACGCCUCUUUGACCUGCCGGCGCGCAAACCAAUCGCGGGUAUCUUCGAGGACUACCUGGAGCAAACCGGCGCCGAGGCACCGCCAAAGGAGGCCACAGAGGAGUCGAGGGAGCCCGUUAUUACGCCGGAUCUGCGUCACGAGUUUGUCGCCGGCUUGAGGGUCAACUUCAAUUUCAUCCUCGGCUCCCAGCUGCUCUACAAGUUCGAGCGACCGCAGUACGCCGAGCUGCUGAAAACCCACGCCGGACAGGAGAUGGUCGAGCUGUACGGCCCCAUGCACCUUCUGAGGCUUCUAGUCAAACUGCGAGAUCUGAUUACGUUUGUCAAGGUCGACCAUGGUAGCGUGGCUGUCCUCGAAGCCAUUGUUGCUGAUUUCGUCGCGUUCCUCGAUCGGAAUCAAAACGAGUAUUUCAAAUUGGAGGACUACACUGUCGCAACGCCUGACUAUCUACGUGCGGCUAUGUGUUGA